Messenger RNA from Macrobrachium nipponense, 3020 nucleotides. RefSeq lists its product as uncharacterized. The transcript is spliced from 10 exons. The record is from RefSeq and is a predicted model, not a curated record. NCBI's taxonomy places the organism in Eukaryota, Metazoa, Arthropoda, Malacostraca, Decapoda, Palaemonidae. The coding region runs from base 519 to 2483 and encodes 654 amino acids.
CGGCAACUCGGUAAUGACAAAGUCGAUGGUUGUGUAAGAACGUCAAUUGAGCGAUAUCCAGUCCUUUGAUACCGAAGAGAGCUCCGCGGCAUGCAAUCCCUUCGGGACCAGGUGGUGCUUGACACAGUCUCUGUUGCUCUCCGCUCCCCAUCGAUUGUUUUAGUCUACAGAUGGGUCCGAGAUCUGCAGGACGUAUGGCUGGCUCCGCGGGACCGGUGUCGUCGUCUCUAGUCCUCGGUGGGGUUUCGUCCGUGAGACGGCGGGAAGUUGAUGUAAACAACCUUGAGUGAAUUCGUUAUUACGAAAAGUGUAGGUACGAUGCUUGACUCAAAAGUUUUCUCGUGAUGGUAACAAUUAAAGAUUUAUCCUCGUGUUAAUAAUGGUAAAGAGGAAAAUGCUACGUAUACAGAUAAACGUAAUAAAGACUAUGCACGUAUCUGCAUCGUUUAUAUGAAGAGGAACUUUUGCGGAUGGGCGGCAGAUAAAGGAGGAGUGGGUUUGGCGAUUCAUCAGUGACCAUGGCGCGCCUCAGAGGGAGGUCGAAAAAGUUCUACAUCGUCUUGGUGUCUUGUACCAGCGUGUUUUUCAUCUGGUUUUCCUUGAGAUCAGACUCCCACAGUUACCGGAGGUUUAGAGAAUACGAAAUAGGUGACUACGAAGAUGGCAGGGAUACAAAAUACACGCUCAAAACAGAUGGUUGUGACAUCUUGGAAUUUCUGGCGUCGCACCCAGUCAUCGUUAAACACUCGAACAAUAAUUUUGAAAAGCUGGUGUGUUCCAGUAAGCUGCCUUUGACAGAGGCAUCAGGCUUGUCGCUCUUGCUUCACGGUGACAGACUAAAAGCUUAUGGGUCAUCAAAGAAAACCGUCAGGUGUUAUUACCAGGGGAUUUCCAGGGUUGAGGAGAAUCCAAGUAAUUACAGCAUGGACUGCGACAGGAAAUGGACCCUAACAGAAAGGGUUUCCAUAAAGAAUAAGAUCACUUCUAUAAAAGAAGAUGGAGUCCUAGUCACGUGCAAUGAUGCUGGAACUCCCUUUUAUGAAAACGUCCAUUAUUUUAUUCAACCUUUAAGGGCUCAGGAGAAGAGACAAAAAUUUAAGGCGGCAUUUGGCGAGAGACACGACCAACCUGACAGGCUGAGCGUCUUGUUCAUGGGGACAGAUUCAGUCUCAAGGGGCAGCCUCCAGCGCCUCAUGCCCAAGACAUACAGGUACCUGACCAGAAACCUUAACGCCAUAGACCUGAAGGGUUUCAAUAAAGUUGCGGAUAACACGCACCCAAACCUACUGGCUAUACUGAUGGGCCUUACCAAGCAAGAGUUGCAAAAGCAUAAGUGUCAGUCAGAGAGAGCAAAAUCCAAAUUCGACGACUGUCCCUUCAUCUGGAAGCAGUUCUCUGAUAAGGGGUAUGUUACCGUCUACGGAGAGGACCUCCCCGAAAUGUGGGCCUUCCACCAUGACAGUCCCGGUUUCGUUCAGGAACCGACUAACUACUACCUCCGGCCAUACAUGCAGGUGGCAGACGAAUUCGUGGGGCACAACGGUGGUUCUACAACCCUCGAGAGAAAUGUGUGCCUAGGGCCUCAGAUGACGAUGUCAGUGAUGCACGACUAUUCGCUGAACGUUGCUCGGACGUUGAAAGACAUCCCUUAUUUCGGCUUCUACUGGAUAACGUCUUUGACGCACGACCUCCUGAACGCGGCGACACUGGCAGAUGAGCCAUCGUUAGAUUUCAUCAAAAAGUUGCACAGUGGAGGGUACUUGGAGCACACUGUUCUCUUCUUCAUCAGCGAUCACGGUCUCCGCUUCGGUGACUUCAGGUCAACGUAUGCUGGGAUGCUGGAAGAGAGACUGCCAUACGUCACCAUAGUCUUCCCAGAGUGGUUCAAGAGGAAGUACGCGAGGUCCGUGAGGAAUGUCCAGAUGAAUGCUCUGAGGCUGACUGGUACCUUUGACCUUUACGCAACUCUUCAGGACAUUGCUGACAAGGCAUAUGAACAUCCACACAACAGAAGGGAGACGCCACACGGGCAAAGUUUAUUCACGGAGAUAUCCGAGUACCGGACAUGCGAAGACGCCGACAUUCCAGAACAUUUCUGCUCGUGUGAGCAGUCGAAGGAAGUAGAACCCGACGAUUACCACGUCCUCACGGCCGCAGAAUCAAGCAUCAGCGAAAUAAAUCGAGGCCUGGCGGCUUUUCCAGACUGUGUCACGUUAAGCUUAGAAAAGGUCCUGAACGGCAGGGUUUGGUCAGCUAAGAACAGCACCUCGUUCGGGAAUCAAGGAACAGAUGUGACGUCAUACUCAGUCGUUUUCGUCACUAAACCAGGUGGCGCCAUGAUGGAAGCCACUUUGAAACACUACAACGGACAAUACAAACUCACUUCGGACGUAUCUCGUAUCAACAAAUUCGGUAACCAGAGUCACUGCAUCACUCACCCGCAAUACAGAGCAUAUUGUUACUGUAAGGAUUUGCUGUCCUAGCGAAACCAGCUACAAAUAUGACUGGAAAAUUACAGCUGGCCUGCAAAAUAGUUUUUUUUUCUGUCGUCUGUGCUCUACUUUUGAUCAUGGAAGGUCAUCAGAGGUUACAGGAUUUCAAAACGUUCCUUGGAACAUUUUGGUUACAGGUCUGUGGUGGGAGAUGUUAAGAAAGGUGUCUCAAUUUGGGUUUAUGUGGAAACCCGCCUGAAGUAUUUUCAUCUGUGAUGUUGAAAUGCCUCUGAGGACAUGAUUACUACUAAGUAAAGCAAAUACUAUUUUGUAUAAUGUUGUUGUGCAAUAGCUGACAUCAAAUGUAUGAUGUGAAAUACGAGUUCUUUUUUCAGAUUGUAUUAGACCAGUGGUGUGCUGCACAAAAUAAAAUUAAGUUAGAUUUUCUGCACAUAUUGAAUGUGGAGAGAAUUACGUGUGGACAUUGAUAUAAGCAAGAUGGUUUGUCUUUCACUUCCAUAACAAAAAGUGAGUGUAUUUCCAUUCUACUUUUGCCAAAGCGAAAUAUAUGAACAAAGUAAAACAUGA